Molecule: messenger RNA, 4514 nt
Organism: Alligator sinensis (Chinese alligator)
Lineage: Eukaryota; Metazoa; Chordata; Crocodylia; Alligatoridae
Gene: SHQ1
Product: SHQ1, H/ACA ribonucleoprotein assembly factor
Exons: 14
Coding region: 684-2555 (623 amino acids)
Biological process (GO): box H/ACA snoRNP assembly
Cellular component (GO): nucleoplasm; cytoplasm
Source: RefSeq, a predicted model, not a curated record
GUCGCCCAUGGUCGCGGCAGUGACGCGCACCAAACUACACCCCCCUGUGCGGACCCGUGCUAAAUCUUGGACCCUGCUCCACGUGGGCGGAGAGAGGUGCUUUGCAUCCCCGCUGUGCAACGUUACAGCCGUACUGCCGUUACUGCGCAGUAGUGUCAUACUGCCGAUUCUAAUUACUGCGCAGCAAAGUUACAGGGUGGCCGGUUUGUGACACGGAUGAAAAACUUUUGUUUUUUUUUUUUUUAGUUCAUUUUUGUGUGUGCGCAUUUUCCAUCAUGAGACAUCCUUUUCUAAAAUGUGGUCUGUAAAUUAGUUCAUGGAGAUUACACAUCUAACACGCGCCUGGAAUCCAGAUGAUUACUGGAGUUGUAGAAAGCUAAAAGAUUGAUCGAUUGUGUUUGGGGUUUUUUUUUUUGCUCCUGCUCAAACUUGUUGCUCUUUGCAGCAAGGAAGAGCUGUUUAUUAAGUUGAUGGCUCUCUCAACUGUUUCUGAGAGAGGUGGCAUUUACCAAGACCUUUUCUGGCUUUCGGAUUUGAAUCUUUAUUAGAAUUUCAUUACUGGGAAGGGUGAAUACAUUGGGGCCAGGACACAUCAGGUGGCCCAAGCCUGCAGGAUCCCCGCCGCCCCCAGGGCUGUAACAGAGGCCAGUAGGAUUCUGUAGCCAUUCCAGGCUAGAUUCAUCAUGAUAACUCCAGCAUUUGAACUUAGCCAAGAUCCAGAUUUUCUUACAAUAACAAUCAAAGUACCUUAUGCCAGAAUUUCUGAGUUUGAUGUGUACUUUGAUGGGGAGGAUUUUAAAUUUUAUGCCAAACCUUACUUUCUCAGACUGACUCUUCCUGGAAGAAUUGUUGAAGAUGGAAGGGAAAAGGCAUCUUACAAUACGGACAAAGGAAUAUUUACAAUUCAGUUACCAAAGGAGAUUCCUGGACAGUACUUUGACGGCUUGGACAUGCUAACAGCUCUCUUAGCCCCAAAGAAGGCAAGAUCAGCAAAACCUUUAGUGGAAGAGAUAGGUAACUCUGCUGAGCUUGCUGAUGAGGAGGAGGAAGAAGAAGAAUUUGACUGGGAAAUUGAACAGACUCCGUACCAGGAGACUGUAGAAAGCACUUUGCAUUUACAAUGCUCCUAUGGUUUUGGAAACUUAAAGUCAGGAGUGUUUCAACGACUGCAGGUGUCUGAUUUUUCUUUGAAAGGGCUUGAUGAUUAUGAGGUUUCUAAGGAUGAACUUAGUGAUGUUAUUGACCUUAAGGAUCCAGACUCAACUCCUGUCAAAGAACGCAGACAGAAGCGGCUGGCAGCUGAGGCUGCCAAGUUUGAUCCUGAUCAUUACCUUGCUGACUUUUUUGAAGAUGAAGCUAUUCAGCUUGUUUUGAAGUACAAGCCAUGGUGGGUUGAUGCCUAUGAGAAAAAGAUGGCUUCCCAAGAAGGGAGUCAUCAGGAACAGGAGAGUCAGACAACUUUUGUUGUCUUUUCGGAAGAAGAGAGAGAGCAGCUGAGAAAAUUCACAAAUAAAUCUUACCUGCUGGAUAAAAGAACCUGUCAUCAAGUAUAUCUCAGCUUAGUUGAUAUCCUUCUGGCAUAUUGCUAUGAAGUCCGUGUUACUGGAGGAGAAAAGAAUGUUGAAUCACCUUGGAGUAUCAGAAAACUAAGUGCAACAUUGUGCUGGCUUGAGACUUUCAGUAGUGUUCCGGACGUUCUGGUAUCCUUCGGAAGAAGAGUUUUGUGUUACCCGCUCUACAGACAUUUCAGAUUGGUGACGUGUGCAUUCAGUGACGCAGCCAUGGUACUGCAGUUAGGUAAAAGUGCUGUUUUGAAGUGUCUGCUGGAUAUUCACAAGAUUUUUCGAGAAAAUGACCCUGCCUACAUCCUUAAUGAUCUCUACAUUUCAGACUAUUGUAUUUGGAUUCAAAAAACCAAGUCCAAAAAGUUGGCAGCACUUGGUGAAUCUUUGCAGCAAGCCAAAAUUACUAAAGCUCACCUAGGAUUUGAGCUAGAAGAGCUGGAAACAGCAGCAGUUCUAGUACAGGAGGAAGAAAGUGAGUUAAAAGCUGCCGGUGCAGUUUCCAAGCAACAGCUGCCUUCCUCUGAGUUAGAGACAAGUGACUCUGAAGAAUCAAGCAGCACUUCAUCAUCUGAGACAGAAGGCUCUGAUUCAGAUGAACAAGAGUCCUCAACCAGUGAAGAUGGGAAAAUAAAUUCUUUACAAGGCACACUCCAAGAGAAGAGGACAGCCCCACUUAUUGACUGUAAUGGAUUAAGGCGAGAGACAAACACUUUGACGCUAGAUCUUAGUAAUGAAAAAUCAAAGGCUCCUUUACAAUCUACAUCUGUUCCUGGAAAACUAAUAGAGGAAUUAGGAAAGCAAAUGCAGACUGCAAUUAAGCUUUCAGAACAGCCUGAAGGAUUGGCUGCUACAAGCUACCCUGCUUUGCAGGAGAAAGGAGCAAAUUGUGCAGCUGAACCCAAGAUACUAUCACAAGAUCCUGCUGGAAAGGUUUGGCAGCAGGGGCAGACCCUUCAGCCUUCAGGCUGUAUGUUUGGAAGGCUGGCUUAGAUCACAGCUGAAACUGAGCUUGUGGUCGGCAAACCCUUGGCUGCAGACCCAAGCCACGUACAGGUGUUGUGCUUCUUCACUGCUCUCCCGAUAGAAACCACAAGCAUACAGUAUCAAGUUUCUCCUGCAGGAAAAAAUUUCUCCUGUGAAAGAGCGAGCGAGCUUCCUCUUUCAAGGAGGAAGAUCUCUCUUGUGGACAAGUUUCUCCUGCAGGAAAGACCCCUGGACACUUCCUUAGUCGCAUACAGCACGAAAAAGCAGAAACACCUCUUGGAACAACAGCUUUUCACCCGAGAGCGCCGCAACUUGGUCUGAAAGCAUCGGGAAGGUACAAAGCAGCACACAUCAUGCCCUCUAAUUGCUCGUGGACGUGUGGGAGACAUGGAUGAAUAACUCAUAAAUGUUAAUGAGACAUUUAAGCAUAAAUCACCUGUAUAUCAAGAUGAGGACAGCCCCCUGAAGUCCUUCUCCUAAGCACUCUAGGCUGUGACAAGGGGGUGAUAAGGUAUCCUACUUACCAGUGGCAUAAUUAGUUUCUGCCUUGUGUCCGCAGUUUUUGGCAAUUAGCAGAAAUGUCCCAUUUACUACCGUAGACAACCCGGAAUUCAUGUUUUGCUUGAUGUAACUCCUCCCACUCUAAUAUGCUGCAUUGUCCAUUGAUUUGCCUAAUUAUGUGUAUUACAACUGCAUAAGGCUCACUGUAGCAGCAGGGGUCCUUACUCUGGAAUGAGGAGGAUGAUUGUUCCAUCUGUUCCUUCUGAGCUGAAGGGAAAAGCUGAGGGGGGAGGAGGGGGUGAUGGUGGAGAGAGGAAUUACCAUUUAGUGCAGGUGUCUCUGGAAGGGGAAUCCCACUGCCAGGUGCCAACAGACAGCAUUGCCAACCUCCUGCGUAUGCUUAAUUACAGUAUAUUGAGACUUCCCAUGUAAAAUCAGGGCAGGCAGUUGCAACUGAAGUUUUGAAGCAGACACAAGGGAAUGCGGUUGCAAUGAAUCUAUCUCACUAUGGAGACCCAUGUUCAUAAUUCUGGGAGAUUCAUAUCCCAGUCAAAAAUACUUGCCUGGAAUUAAAUGAUUAAUUUUAAAAUCGGAAUGUAGCAGAGUAAGUGCAGAAAAUAGCGUCACAAUAUUUGAGUCUGGGAAUCUGUGUUUAAAUGACGACAUUUUAAAAUGCAAAUAUGGCAACCCUUAAUGAUAUAGGUCCUAAUUCAGGACAGCAUGUAAGCUCAGACUUGAACGUAACCAGAGAGAGGUAACCAAAACUCAUAGGAGUGAAUGCAGGUUUGAAUUCUCAUUCUGGCGUUGCCUCAAACUGACAGUGAAGCCUUGGGUACAUUUCUGCAGUCCUGUCCUCAACAGCCCUUUCCCCUUUGCAAUUCCACUUAGUCUCCAAUUGCUAAUUCCACUUAGACCCUUUUCUGCCAUGCUGCUCACAGAUAAAUCUAGCUGACUUAUACCUAUAACAUCCCUCUAUACUCUUACCUGUUUGUCCAUUUGGCAGUGAGUAUUUUGAGGUCCUGUCUUGAGUAUGAAGAAAACUCCAAGUCAGGGGUCAGCAACAUUUUUGGGCCGAGUGCUGAAACCAUCCACUGUCUUGACUUGUAAGAUGUUGGCAUGCCAGGGAUGGAUGGUGGAGGAGCCGCGAGGCACCGGAUACUCGUUAUGGCAGCACUUUCCCCAUUGUCUGCCACAAGGUGUGCAUGUCAAGCAAAAUGCCUUUGGAUGCCAUGCUCUGGCAUCUGUGCCAGGGGUUACCUAUCCGUGCUCUAACUCAUCGUACUAUUGAAAUAAUGCAGGGAGAAAGGCUGGUGUAGACAAGACUUCUGCAAGGAUUGCCAUGUGUUAUAAAGUUACAUUGUCCUUCUGGGUGUCUCCUUUCACCUUGUGCCUUGUUGGACUAGGGCUCGUCUAUGUGGAUAGAUUGUGUUGGUGCAAAUCUAGUUGCAUCAGUGCAAAAAGACC